Molecule: messenger RNA, 734 nt
Organism: Ananas comosus (pineapple)
Lineage: Eukaryota; Viridiplantae; Streptophyta; Magnoliopsida; Poales; Bromeliaceae
Product: cyclin-dependent protein kinase inhibitor SMR1-like
Exons: 1
Coding region: 133-486 (117 amino acids)
Source: RefSeq, a predicted model, not a curated record
AAGAGCAAGAGACCAACCUAAACAACCCUUCUCUAACCCCUCUCUACCUUCUCUACUAAGCCUCUCCAUCUCUCUCACCUCUUCAUAAACACAAACAAAACACAUACCAUCCCCAUUACACUCCCACAAACCAUGUCGGCCUCUCCUGAGCUCGCUCUCCCGCCUAUCGCGACCGCCCGAUCGCAUCCGGUUCAAGACCAGGGAAGGAACGACGCUUCACCGCCGACGGUCGACGGCGACGACAGCGGGGAGUGCCGCACGCCGACUGCAGAAGCGAGUAAGCUCCCCGUGGCCGCGCGAAUUUGCCCGCCGGCCCCGCGGAAGCCCCGGAGGGUGGUGCUGUGCAAGAGAAGGCUUUCGGUGGAUUUUGAGCUCAUCAGUGUUGAAAUGGAGGAGUUGGAGAAUUUGUUUCGGGUAAACUUCGCUGGGAAUUCGAUUAACGAAAGAGAUGUGAAGCGGAGGAAGAUAUGCAUGUCAUCCACUUGAAGAUUAAAAAAGGUCAAACUUUUAUUAUGGUGAUUUAUAAGAUAUGAUAGGUUCACGAACGUGUGUAAGAUAGGGGUUUUUUUCUUUCUUUCUUUUUUUUUUUUUUGGUAUUUUUGUUCUCAUGUGGUAUAGAUAUUUGUAACAUUUAAUUACUGAAGCAGUUGAUAAUGGAAGUUGCAUGUUAAUUAACUUAGUGCGUGGGAUUUAGCAAUGGAGAGGUGAGGAUAUAUAUAUGAUUGUGUUUAAUU